ACGUACAAGUAUGGCGGUCUGAGAGUUGUGGCAACUAUGUUUUGAUGGUGCAAAUCAUUUCUUUUUCAUUUUCAAAACCGACUUUCCUUUAGAAAUCGCGUUUAUCUUAACUAAUCACCACACUGUGACAAAGGUCAUCAUGCCGUCCACCUGUGACUCUCUGAUUGAAGACAUUGAAGACAUGGUAUCUUCUAGUGACCCCACUCCUCACGAGAGACAGUCUGCUAGAAAGAGUAUCGUACCGAGGUCCAGGAAGAAAAAAGAACUUCUGAGCAAUGAAGAGCUCCAAGCUGACAGUUUGAUCCCUGGCACCCAAAAGAUCUGGAUGAAAACAUGGGGUUGCAGUCAUAACAGCUCAGAUGGAGAGUACAUGGCUGGACAGCUGGCUGCCAGUGGAUAUAAGAUGACUGAUGACCCAACAGAAGCAGACCUGUGGUUGCUCAACAGCUGCACUGUGAAAAACCCUGCAGAGGACCACUUCAGAAACUCGAUCAAAAAAGCCCAGGAACAGCAGAAAAAGGUGGUGGUAGCAGGUUGUGUUCCGCAAGCCCAACCACGGAUGGACUACCUCAAAGGACUCAGCAUCAUUGGGGUCCAGCAGAUUGAUCGAGUAGUGGAAGUAGUGGACGAGGCUGUUAAAGGCCACUCAGUUCGUCUCUUGGGUCAGAAGAAAGACGGAGGCCGGAGACUCGGAGGAGCUAGACUGGACCUGCCCAAGAUCAGGAGGAACCCUCUCAUUGAAAUCAUCUCCAUUAACACUGGGUGUCUCAAUGCAUGUACCUACUGUAAGACGAAGCAUGCCAGAGGAGACCUUGCCAGCUAUCCCAUUGAGGAGCUAGUGGAGAGAGCCAGGCAAUCUUUCCAGGAGGGAGUAUGUGAGAUCUGGUUGACCAGUGAAGACACAGGAGCUUAUGGUAGAGACAUAGGGACAGACCUGCCCACUUUGCUUUGGAGACUGGUGGAGGAGAUUCCUGAAGGAGCCAUGCUGAGGUUGGGUAUGACCAACCCACCGUAUAUCCUGGAACACCUAGAGGAGAUGGCUAAGAUAUUGAAUCACCCUCGUGUCUAUGCCUUCCUUCAUGUUCCUGUGCAGUCGGCCUCGGACAGUGUCCUGAUGGACAUGAAAAGAGAGUAUUGCAUCGAUGACUUCAAAAGAGUGGUGGACUUCCUUAAAGAGAGGGUCCCAGGUGUAACCAUCGCUACAGAUAUAAUCUGCGGUUUUCCCGGUGAGACGGAGGAAGACUUCCAAGAGACAUUAGAAUUGGUGAAAUGCUACCGAUUCCCUAGUCUUUUCAUCAACCAGUUCUACCCCAGACCUGGUACACCUGCGGCCAAGAUGGAGCAAGUACCAGCACAUGUGAAGAAGCAGAGGACUAAAGAGCUGUCACAUCUCUUCCAUUCUUACAACCCCUACGACCACAAGGUAGGGGAGAGGCAACAUGUGUUGGUAACAGAGGAGUCAUUUGAUGCCCAAUACUACGUCGCUCACAACAAGUUGUACGAACAGGUGCUGGUACCUAUGAGAGCGGAGUUCAAAGGGAAGAUGAUUGAGGUCGACAUCUACGAGGCAGGAAAACACUUCAUGAGAGGCCGACCAGUAGAAGACAGUAAACCAUUCUCUCCCUCCAUUGCUGCACCGCUUCAGAAAGGAGAGGUGUCUGGCCUGGUACAGGAGCAUAUUGCCAAUGGCAUCCAAGGUCCUGCUUCUACGCCUUCUCCGUCCGUUUUGUUGAUCGGCUCUUACAGCCUAGACAGGGAAGUGCUGAAGAAGCUGGGGAUUGGGCUCGCGCUGGCUGCUGCUAUCCUGGCAUUUAUCGUGGAGAAACUGUUCUGAUGGAGCAACUGUGUGGCAGGAGAGGACUGUGAGUACAGGAGAGGACAGUGACUUCAGAGGAGCCCGAACAGUGUGUUUGAAGUGGUUGAAUACAGUGAUAAAACUGCUUUUUCCUUAGAUCCCUCGUAACAUACUCCACAUACUUUCAUUUCACUUUCAUUUCACUUUUCUGUGACACCUGCAGAGUCAAGGAUCAUUGUAUUUGUUCUAUGAGAUUUAGUCUGUCAUGUUUUUCUUUUUUCUACAGCUAGAGUUUUACUUUUUAAAUAAAGGGCAUAGUUUACAACUUUGCAGUUGUUUCACUCUGUGUGCUCCAAAUAAAGUGAUGUCAGUCACUUCUUUUCUCUUCUCUCAGUGAAUUAUGAAGAACUACAUGGGCAAUGACAGGUCAGCAGUCUUCACAAACCUUUUAUAUACAACUGCUUGAUAAAAAAAAAAAAGUUACAUCCUAGUUCUACAAGAUUUUAAUUAGAGUCUAUUUCAAGUGUAUAUUCUGUUCCAUAUUUGUGUUUCAUUUUGAGAGUUGAACACUUUCAAAGUGUGGGCUGUUUCAGGAACAUGCUGUGUUGUUCACGGAUGACUGCAGCCAUCGACAUUGUCCAUCGACUGGUAAACGAGUGUUUAGAAUCAUGUACUUGGGUCCAUGUUUUAUAACAUAACACAUUCUGCAGAUCAUGAUCAUCAGUACCAGAACGAAGCCUGGGGACGAUCUAACUGUGACAAAGUGAUUUUUAGUUUUUAUUGGAUUAUCCAACAUAUUUUUUUGUGGUACCGAAUAUGUAGGUUUCCAAAUAUUGUGUGCCAUAGAGUCGGCCUUCCUCCUGAUAUUUUAUUCAUUGUAUAGGAGUAAUAAUCUGUAUAAUACUCUGAUUAAAGGUAAUUUCUAACCUUCA
Toxotes jaculatrix (banded archerfish) is the source of this 2727-nucleotide messenger RNA. RefSeq names its product CDK5 regulatory subunit associated protein 1-like 1 (gene cdkal1). The record is from RefSeq and is a predicted model, not a curated record. Gene Ontology annotation, biological process: tRNA methylthiolation. NCBI's taxonomy places the organism in Eukaryota, Metazoa, Chordata, Actinopteri, Toxotidae. Bases 140 to 1834 code for a protein of 564 amino acids. Gene Ontology annotation, molecular function: tRNA (N(6)-L-threonylcarbamoyladenosine(37)-C(2))-methylthiotransferase activity; 4 iron, 4 sulfur cluster binding. The transcript is spliced from 15 exons. Gene Ontology annotation, cellular component: endoplasmic reticulum.